This is a messenger RNA of Haemorhous mexicanus (house finch), 4819 nucleotides long. Its product is annotated as A-kinase anchor protein 8-like. Bases 70 to 2304 code for a protein of 744 amino acids. The transcript is spliced from 13 exons. Gene Ontology annotation, molecular function: DNA binding; protein kinase A regulatory subunit binding. NCBI's taxonomy places the organism in Eukaryota, Metazoa, Chordata, Aves, Passeriformes, Fringillidae. The record is from RefSeq and is a predicted model, not a curated record. Gene Ontology annotation, cellular component: nucleus; nuclear matrix.
AUCAGCGCGAGGGGGCGGGGCCGGCGCGGCGCCGUUACCGCCCGGGAAAGGGGAGGAGGCGCCGCCAUCAUGAGCUACGGGUACGGAGAUUGGAAUUCGGGCUCGAGCAGAGGGUUCGAGGGCUAUGGCUACGGCUACGGCUACGGCCCGGAGGGCUCCGGGGCCUUGGGCCUGGGCGGCGCCGGCGGCGGCGGCUCCUGGGAGCCGGGCAGCUCCGAGCCCGACGGCGCCCCCGGGGGCGGCAGCGGCGCCGGGAAGCAGCGGCAGGAGCCGGGAGCCGGGAUGGAGCACGAGGGGCUGCAGGCACGGGGCUACGGCAGCGCCCCCGACAGGUACGAUCCCUACGAAUCCUACGGCGACUCGCGGCUGAACGACCACCGGGAUCUGUACCGGGCCGCCUUCGACUACCCCGGCGAUUAUCCCAACGAUUAUCCCGGCGAUUAUCCCAACGAUUAUCCCGGGGAUUAUCCCAAUGAUUAUUCCAACGAUUACCCUGAUUAUCCCAACAAUUACCCCAACAAUUAUCCCAACGAUUACCCCAACGAUUACCCCAACGAUUACCCCAACGAUUACCCCAACGAUUACCCCGAUUAUCCCAACGAAUCCGAGCCCGACGCCAGCGAGUUCUACGGGCGCCCUCCCCCUCGGGAGCAGCACUUCCCGGGCGGAUUCCGGGCGGGCUGGGCGGGCCGGGAGCGGGGCCCGUGCCCGGGCGUGCCCUGGCGGGGGGGCUGGGCCGAGCCCCGCGGCCCCGCCCGGCGCCUCCCGUCGCUGCUCUCGGCCCGCAUCCUGCCCGAGCCCGGCGCCGCCCGCGGCCCCAAGAGGCUCCGCCGGCCCUGGAGGCUCUGGGACGCCGACUGCAGGCCCCAGCGCAAGCGGCCCCGCCGGGACUCUCUGGGGCGGCGGCGGCCGCAGCCGGGCGGCUCCGAGGAGAGGAACGCGCGCACCGACGGCUCCGACAACUCCAGCUCCGACAACGAGGAAGGCACGGAGGGAGAAUCCGGAGAAAAGGAAGAAUCCAGAGGGGAAGGGGAGGAUGAAGAGGGAAGAGAUUCGGAGAAAGGAGCCCUGAGCACUCCAGAGGAGAAUUCCCAGAUUUCCCAGCUGAGGCAGAAGCUCCAGCCCGGCAGGAAAUGCCAGGAGCGGCAGAAGAAGCGGCACCGGGACCGGAUGGUCGAGAGGAUCCAGUUCGUGUGCUCUCUCUGCAAGUUCCGGACGUUCUUCGAGGACGAGAUCCGGCAGCACCUGGAGAGCAAAUUCCACCGCGAGCACUUCCAGUUCGUGGGCACCAGGCUGCCCCAGCAGACGGCCAGCUUCCUGCAGGAGUACGUGGCCAACAAGACGCGGAAGACGGAGGAGCGGCGCCGCGGGAUCCGCGACAUCAACGCCGUCAUCCAGCAGAUCCAGAGGGAGCAGGACCUGACCCAGGAGGUGGGCCUGGAGCACUUCCUGCGGAAGGUGGAGGCCGCUCACUGCUCCGCCUGCGACCUCCUGAUCCCGAUGCACUUUGGCUCCAUCCAGAAACACCUGAGAUCCCUGGAUCACAACCACAACCGCCGGGCCAUGCUGGAGCAGUCCAAGAGAGCCUCGCUGGUGGUGGCCCGGAGCAUCCUCAACAACAAACUCAUCAGCAAGAAGCUGGAAAAGUUCCUCAAGGGGGAAAAUCCCUUCACGGACGACGCCGAGGAAAAGGAGGAGCACGAGGAAGGAGCAGGGGAGGAAAAUCCGGAAAAUUCCACAGAAAAAAACCCAAAUCCUGAAGAAAAUCUGGAAAAUUUGGAAGAAAAUCCGGAAAACCCCCAAGAAAAUCUGGAAAAUCCCACGGAAAAUCCAGAAAAUUCCACGGAAAAUCCAGAAAAUUCCAUGGGAAAUCCGGAGAAUCCCACGAAAAAUCCGGAAAAUUCCACGGAAAAUCCCCCAAAUCCUGAGGAAAAUGUGAAAAAUUCCACGGAAAAUCCGGAAAAUUCCACGGAAAAUCCGGAAAAUUCCACAAAAAAUCCCCCAAAUCCUGAGGAGAACGUGAAGAAUUCCACAGAAAAUCCGGAAAAUCCCACGGGAAUUCCCCCAAAUGGGGAGGAUUCUGAGGAAAAUCCGGAAAAUUUGGGGGAAAAUCUGGAAAAUCCUGAGGGAAUUGCGGCAGCCAAAAAGCAACAAAAGGGACCAGGGGCAAAUCCAGAGGGGGAAAAUUCCCCAAAAAAUUCCCCCAAAAAUUCCCCAAAAAAUUCCCCAAAUAAUUCCCCGAAUUCUGAGGAGCUCCCGGAGCAGCAGGAGGGAGAGGAAAGUUCUGGAAUGUUCCAGGAGUGAAUUCCUGGAGGGAAAAGGACCUGGAAGUGUCCCUGGCUGGGCCCGGCCCCAAAUCCUGGAAUUUCCUGGGAGGUUUUUUGGGAAUUCCUGAAAAAAAUGGGAAUUUUGUGGAAGUUUUGGGGGGAAUUCCUGGGGAAAAAUGGGAAUUUUGGGGGAUUUUUUGGGAAUUCCUGGGAAAAAAAGGGAAUUUUUGGAGAUAUUUUGGGAAUUCCUGGGGAAAAAAGGGAAUUUUUGGGGAUUUUUUGGGAAAUCCUGGGGAAAAAAGGGAAUUUUUGGGGAUUUUUUGGGAAUUCCUGGGGGAAAAAAGGGAAUUUUUGGGGAUUUUUUGGGAAUUCCUGGGGAAAAAAGGGAAUUUUUGGGGAUUUUUUGGGGAUUCCUGGGAAAAAAAGGGAAUUUUUGGGGAUUUUUUGGGAAUUCCUGGGGAAAAAAGGGAAUUUUGGGGGAUUUUUUGGGAAUUCCUGGGGAAAAAAGGGAAUUUUUGGGGGAUUUUUUGGGAAUUCCUGGGAAAAAAUGGGAAUUUUUGGGGAUUUUUUUGGGAAUUCCUGGGGAAAAUGGGAAUUUUUGGGGAUUUUUUGGGAAUUCCUGGGGAAAAAUGGGAAUUUUUGGGGAUUUUUUGGGAAUUCCUGAAAAAAAUGGGAAUUUUGUGGAGGUUUUGGGGGGAAUUCCUGGGGAAAAAUGGGAAUUUUUGGGGAUUUUUUGGGAAUUCCUGGGAAAAAAAGGGAAUUUUGGGGGAUUUUUUGGGAAUUCCUGGGAAAAAAAGGGAAUUUUUGGGGAUUUUUUGGGAAUUCUCAGGGUAAAAUGGGAAUUUUCUUGGGGUUUUGGGGAAUUCUGGUGAAAAAAAAGAAUUUCCAUGGAUUUUUUUGGGAAUUCCCAAGGAAAAAAGAGAAUCCCUUUGGAUUUUUUGGGAAUUCUUGGGAAAAAAGGGAAUUUCCUUGGAGUUUUUGGGAAUUUCCUUGGAGUUUUUGGGAAUCCUGGAGAAAAGGAGGGAAUGCAGUUGGAUUUUUCUUCCCCUGGAAAUUCCCAGCAAGAGGAGGAAAUUUCCUUGGGGUUUUUUUUGGGAAUUCCCAGGGAAAAGUGGAAAUUUCUUGAAUUUUGGGAGGGAAUUCCCAGAAAAAAAAAAAAAAAAGAAGGAAUUCUUUCCAGUUUUUGGGGAAUUUUUUCUCCCAGCUCUCCCAGAGUUUGGCUGUGAUGAUGUUCUUGGAUUCCCAGCUGGAUUUGUGGGAAUUCCCAGUUGGGAUUUUUGGGAAUUUCCAGUUGGGAUUUUUGGGAAUUUCCAGGUGAAUUUGGGAAUUUCCAGUUGGGAUUUUUGGGAAUUUCCAGCUGGGAUUUGUGGGAAUUUCCAGUUGGGAUUUUUGGGAAUUUCCAGUUGGGAUUUUUGGGAAUUUCCAGUUGGGAUUUUUGGGAAUUUCCAGGUGAAUUUGGGAAUUUCCAGCUGGGAUUUUUGGGAAUUUCCAGCUGGGAUUUAUGGGAAUUUCCAGUUGGGAUUUAUGGGAAUUUCCAGUUGGGAUUUGUGGGAAUUUCCAGUUGGGAUUUUUGGGAAAUUCCAGGUGGGAUUUGUGGGAAUUUCCAGGUGAAUUUGGGAAUUUCCAGGUGAAUUUGGGAAUUCCCAGCUGGGAUUUGUGGGAAAUUCCCAGGUGGGAUUUUUGGGAAAUUCCCAGCUGGGAUUUGAGGGAAUUCCCAGUUGGGAUUUUUGGGAAUUCCCAGCUGGGAUUUGUGGGGAAUUUCCAGGUGAAUUUGGGAAUUUCCAGUUGGGAUUUUUGGGGAUUUCCAGCUGGGAUUUGUGGGAAUUUCCAGGUGGGAUUUGUGGGAAUUUCCAGUUGGGAUUUUUGGGAAUUUCCAGGUGAAUUUGGGAAUUCCCAGCUGGGAUUUGUGGGAAAUUCCCAGUUGGGAUUUGUGGGAAUUCCCAGUUGGAUUUGUGGGGAAUUUCCAGGUGAAUUUGGGAAUUUCCAGUUGGGAUUUAUGGGAAUUUCCAGUUGGGAUUUGUGGGGAAUUUCCAGUUGGGAUUUGUGGGGAAUUUCCACUGUGAAUUUUUGGGAAUUUCCAGGUAACUUUGGGAAUUCCCACUGUGAAUUUUUGGGAAUUCCCAGCUGGGAUUUGUGGGAAUUUUCCCCCCUUUUCCCCUCAGGACUGGGGAUUUCCCCAGGUGUGCCGAGGCUGGGAUUUCUCCCCAGGAUUUUCCAGGAUUUCCGUGGCUGUGGCUCCCUGUUCCCGACCUUUCCCCGCUGCUCUCCCGUCGGUUUUGCCCAUUUCUGUCCAUUUUUGCCCAUUUCUUCCCAUUUCUGUCCAUUUUUGCCCAUUUUUGCCCAUUUUUGCCCAUUUCUGUCCAUUUUUGCCCCAUUUUUGUCCAUUUUUGCCCAUUUUUGUCCAAUUUUUGCCCCGUUUUUGCCCGUUUUUGCCCCAUUUUCCCACUGUUUGUCCCUCCCCUCGGAGCGUUCGGUGCCGUUGUGUCCGUUGUGAACGGGAAGAAAAACUUCCCGAGGUUUCUGUGGAUUUUAAAGGACUCCAGCUCAGCUGA